This is a messenger RNA of Aspergillus heteromorphus CBS 117.55, 735 nucleotides long. RefSeq names its product putative histone h1.3. The transcript has 3 exons. The record is from RefSeq and is a predicted model, not a curated record. NCBI's taxonomy places the organism in Eukaryota, Fungi, Ascomycota, Eurotiomycetes, Eurotiales, Aspergillaceae. The coding region runs from base 1 to 735 and encodes 244 amino acids.
AUGUCUGCCCCAAAAGGCAACAAGCCUGAAGGUCUUAUGGGGCUUUCAGUGUCCGAGGGAAGAGUACUCCUCCUAGGCAUCCUUUGCAUGGAUGAUUCGGGGAAGAUGGACUACGAUAAGCUGGCCGUGAAGGGCGGUUACAAGAAUUCUGCCUCUGCGAGCACUUUGUAUCGAAACGCUAAGCGCAAGUUCGUCGAAGUGACCUCUGAAAAUCAGGACGGUGCUGUCUCCGGUGCUGCCUUCGGUGCUACUUCGGGCGAUGCCUCGGGUGCUGCCUCGACUCCGGCCGCCACUCCCAAGAAGACCCCCACCAAGCGCAAGGGCAAGGCCGUUGCCACUGCCGAAGGUAGCACCGCGACCCCGGAUGCUGCCCCUGGCACCGCUGAGGCUGAGCCCAAGCCCAAGCGUCAGCGCAAGGCCCCCACCCCUAAGAAGGCAUCCAAGGCCGAAAAGGUCGAGCAGAACAAUGACACUGCUAUGAAAGACGCCCCCAGCCCUCUCCAGGAUAAGAAUGUUGUUAAGACCGAGCUCCAGACCAAGAAGGAGGAUUCUAACGACCAUGGUAUCAAGAAAGAGGAGGCCGUCCAAAAUGAGGAUGGCUCGACCCCCGACAACAAUGCCGUCAAGAAGGCGGACGGCGCAUCGUCUUCUGAUGACGAGCUCAUGAGCGUGGAUCAGCUCGACGCGCAGUUCCACGCCAUGGAGGACACCCAGGACGGCGACGAAAUGAAGUAG